AUGGCAUCAACACUCAAUGUCAUUCUUCGCAACGACACUGGCUCUGCGCAGCUUUAUGCUCACAUCACCGGCCAGGAUGAUAAAGGGGUCAUGCUGCUCGGGUCAGAUGGCAAAACCCCAUACCGUCCUGCAAACCCCAGCAACACUCUCCAGCCGCUCGGUGCCGACUGCGCAAUUCCAAUCGGCGCCUCCGGUACCGCAAGAACCAUUUCCGUCCCUCGCAUCUCUGGCGCACGCAUCUGGUUUUGCAAGGAGAAGCCUUUGACUUUCUUCAUCAACCCCGGGCCCGCGCUGGUUGAACCGUCGGCGACAAACCCGGCAGACCCCAAUUACGACCUGGAUUGGGGCUUUUGCGAGUUCACUUGGAAUCAGCAAGAGCUGUAUGCCAACAUCUCCUUUGUCGAUUUUGUCAGCCUCCCUAUUUCCCUGCAGCUGAAGGCGGGAGACGGCAAAGUCAAGACUGUGCCCGGGAUGCCCUCGGAUGGCCUGGACAAGGUUUGCUCCGAGCUCGAAGCCCAGGCUAAGAAUGACGGCAAGGGCUGGGACAAGCUCGUUAUACGCUCGUCCUCGGGGGCCAACCUGCGAGCCUUGAGCCCGAAUUCGGGCGGCGUCUUGAUAAACGGCUUGUUUGACGGGUACUACCAGUCGUACGUCGAUUCCGUCUGGGAAAAGUACACGUCCGAGGACUUGACUGCCAAUACUCAGUUCAAAUGGGGGGAUGCCGUUGGCCGUGUCAAGGACGGCAAACUGACCUUUGGCUCGGUUGGCUCCUUUGCCAAACCGUCCGCGUCUGAUAUUUUCACUUGCAGCACGGGGCCGUUUGCCGGCGGCAAAGACGUAACCGACGAGAUGCUCAACAUUGGAGCGCGGAUUGCCGCUGCGUUUAACCGCUCCACGCUGCUGGUGAACGCGAAUCAGCCCGAAGGCGAAAAGGUAGAUUCGUACUACAAGGACGCGGUUACCAAUCACUACUCGCGCAUCUGCCACCAGGUCAGCGUCCAGAGUCGAGGCUACGCGUUCCCCUAUGAUGAUGUCGGGUCGUCAUCUGGCGAGGACCAAUCUGGGUUCGUAAACGAUCCAAACCCUCAGGAACUGACAGUUUCCGUCGGCAAGCCACUCGAAGGCUAG
Metarhizium brunneum ARSEF 3297 is the source of this 1128-nucleotide messenger RNA. It is a transcript of the gene E13B, whose product is annotated as Glucan endo-1,3-beta-glucosidase. The record is from RefSeq and is a predicted model, not a curated record. Lineage: Eukaryota; Fungi; Ascomycota; Sordariomycetes; Hypocreales; Clavicipitaceae.